Molecule: messenger RNA, 1576 nt
Organism: Xyrauchen texanus (razorback sucker)
Lineage: Eukaryota; Metazoa; Chordata; Actinopteri; Cypriniformes; Catostomidae
Product: calcium homeostasis modulator protein 2-like
Exons: 3
Coding region: 248-1192 (314 amino acids)
Molecular function (GO): monoatomic cation channel activity
Source: RefSeq, a predicted model, not a curated record
AGGAUCUCACUUCUUCACCACAACAUUAGAGAAACUACCGCAAACUGGAUUUGUUUAAUGACUUUUCUGCAAUCUGCUUUUGUUGUACAUAUUUGUUUUUAACUUUGUAGGCGUUCAGUGAGACCAUUUGUACCUUCAAGCAAAGGAAUUGUUUUUGGUUUAAUUUACAGAGAGGGAGCUCAGAAGAACUCACUGUAAAUCACUGUCAACGGAAAGAGAGGGAGAAUCAAAACUAUUGCAGGAUAGAAUGGCGUCAGUUGUCUCAGAAUAUUUCAAAUUUAUUGCACUCUUCUUCAAGAGCAAAGAUGUCAUGAUCUUCAAUGGCCUAAUAGGUCUAGGGACAGUGGCCGGUCAGACAGCAUACAACAUUUUUGCUUUUAACUGUCCCUGUUCACCACAGAAGAAUUACCUUUACGGCUUGGCUGCAAUUGGUGUACCAGCUCUGGCUCUCUUUAUCGUUGGGGUGAUGCUGAAUCAAAAUACCUGGGACAUUGUGUCAGAGUGCCGCACCAGAAAAUGCCGGAAAUUCUCACUGACUGCUGCCUUUGCUCUACUAGGCUCCGUUGUGGGAAGAGCAGUGGUCGCCCCAAUCACCUGGACUGUGAUUUCCCUCCUGAGAGGGGAGGCAUAUGUCUGUGCCUUAAGUGAGUUUAUAGACCCCUCUUCUUUGGACAAAUUCCCUCCAACUACACAGGCCCCAGAAAUCAUGUCCCGGUUUCCAUGUAAGGAUUUACCUGCUCCACUGAUGGUUUAUUCUGGAGAGGUUGAACGCCAGUUAAAGUAUGAAUCCCAGCUGUUAGGCUGGCUACUGGUAGGCCUUAUCUCCCUCUGCCUCUUUUUGCUCCUCUGCUUGAAAAACUGCUGCUCUCCUCUGGGCUAUCGUCAGGAGGCAUACUGGGACCAGUACCGUUCCAAUGAACAAGCUCUUUUCCAGCGUACUGCUGAGCUACAUGCUAAAAUCCAUGCUGCUGAGUGCGUGAAGAGCUUCUUUGGAUUUGUUGCCUUGGAAAAUCAGGAAAAGGAGCUUAUAGCUGACUGUAAGGAUGCUAAGACCGCCAUUCCCAGGCUGGAGUGGAACCGUAUCACAGGGGUUUACAUGUACAGAGAGAACAAUAACACUCCCAUGUACAGCCGCUUAGACAAAUGGGCCAUGUACGAAAAGGACAACAGCUGUUUGGCAAUUGAAAACUAAAUUAACAAGUUUGGCACAUUGUUGUGCUCUAUCUUUGGUAGUCAUGUAAUGAAUUCUGCAUCUCGCAUUUGUUAUCUGUUCUUGCAUGGCAAAUAUGCGCUGACAUGCUAGUGAAUGAAUGAUGUUGUUUUGUCAUUGAAAGCUGUAAUUCAGAUUUUUAAGUUACUAUACAUUUUUAUUUUCUGCAUAAUGUGUGGUCUGUUAGAUUCACUGAUGUUAUAAUAAGUAAAACUUUUAGAGUUUUAGAGUUUUUGGAGACUGUUUGGUAGCUCAAAUUGUCAUGUUAUGAUAACACACUAUACAAACUCUGUGGCAUUUCAUGAUGUACUCUCAGGUUGAGGUUGCGUCAACCUCUUGUUAUCCUUUAUGCAUUAAAGUGCAUCU